AUGGAUCUGCUGAAGUGGAAGCGGCAGAGCUCGGCUCCGUCGCUGCCAGGUCUGGCUGCUCUCGACACGCCGACGACCACAAACUCCAGUCCCGCCGGCAGCUCACCAGCAAGCUCAAUAAAUGAAAACAGGAACAGCAGCUUCUUCACCACAGUAAAACGGAGUCUCAGCCGAGCAUCCACGGCGCCCCUCUUAGAGUUGGAAGAUGCCCCAACUCUAGGGUCACCGGGGCGAAAGGUCCUACACAAGCAGAGAGGGUCGUUCUCCUCCUUCGACAGCAUGCAACGGCGGAGCUCGAUCACGUCUUCAGGGGCCAGCCGGAUAUCCAGAACAUACUCGAUGUCAUUCUCCUCCUCCUCACGGUCUUCGACCAUCGGCAUCGACUGGAAGACAGCCAUUGAUUGGAAGACACAACAAGUCGAAGCCCACUGCGCCCUCGAGGCUGACCCCCAAGUCCUCCGCAGCAAGCCCACGUACCUGGUCGUCACGCAGGACUACAUCGUGAAGAUGAAGACCAAGAACGAGGCCCUCACGACGUUCCCUCAGAUAAGCUCCGGGCCCGGCAAGGAGAAUACCAGCCUGGUGCCCCCGCCGGAGCCGAUGCUGGUCAUCCCGGUGCACAUGGUCGUGUCCGUGUUCCUGGCCGAGAGCUCACGGCCGUCGUUCGGGAUCGAGAUAUGGUGGAAGUCCAGCUCCGCCAGGGCCGCAUACAACAGCACGCAGAUAUUCUUCUGCCUCCCCAAGGAGCGUUCAGACCACAUGACGAAGAUCUCCCAGCAGCUCAAGGCCAAGAACCAGGAGUUCCCGGAGGCAUCACUCGUCCCGCUCGAGGUGGAAGCACACAUCGUCAAGGUCUUUGCGGAGGAGGAGCCCGGCUUCAAGACGUGCAAGCCCGAGAUAUUCCCUGUGGUCAGAAGGACGUCCGUCAAGGACGACGUCCACUCCAGCAAGCUAGACAGGACGCGGAAGGUCCAAGAUGGCUCGUCUUGGUUCCUCGCUGUGGGGAGAAACCUCUGUUAUCUUGUCGAGGCCGGGCCGGGCUCGGCGCUGGACGUGAGGUACCAGUCUUUCGGCUUGGUGAACCUAGAGAUCUUCCGGGCGAACUGGACCAUUCACGAGGAGCGAUUCGUUCUAAGCUUUCGUGAACCCUUUAAGCCAGCGGCGACACUCGAGUUGGCCAGCAGGUAUUAUCGCCAAAUUGUCAUCACCUUUAUGAAAGCAGACAGGUUUCUGAAGCCAUGCUGGCCUACGACUCUGCAGACUAUGGAAGUUUUCAGGGUCACAGGGCUUGCGGACCCGCAGCUUCUCAUCGCUGGAGACAAUUAUGGAGGUCUCAGGCGGACCUUGGACGCAUUUCUCGUCGCUUACCACUGCUCGCCAGUAGAGUGGGAGAUCAACUGGAAAACUGCACUUGCGCCUGAGUUCCGACUGCUCCCGCCCAAGGCUGGAAAUACAUAUACCAACCUGCAACUCUUGGCAGUCAUGAGGUCUCUGCGAUACAACGGAUACUUCAACUCGAUAUCCUUUAAUGGUGUCGAUCUCACUGGCUUAUGGGACAAGACUGACCUCCAAGGAAAGCCGUCUGUCCCAUACAUGAACCGCAGUUGUAUCGCCCUCACCGAAGUCGAACUCGGCCCUGUCAAGUUCGGCUCACUUCUGCAUCAGGAGCUGCAUGGCCUGGCAUUUUGCUCCGAGACUGUCCGCCAGAUAGAUUUCACCAACUGCUUCCCCGAGAACUCUGUUCGCAGGGAAAUGUCAGCGUCCGGCAAAUGGCCCGCCUUCUUGUUCCCCAUACUGAACCUGCUGGAGCUGGGCCUGACAAAAUGCAACCGUCUGCUGCUGAGUGGCAACUACCUGCGCUCAGCAGAUGUCGAGGGCUUGAUCGAGGCACUGAUGACCCAGUCCGUUGAGAUACAAAGUCUUGAUAUCUCAAACUGCGGUCUGUCUGAUCUUGCACUGCGGGAUAUCUUUGAGGUUUUGUUCCACCAGGGACACUCCUUACAAUACUUGGACGUGUCCGGCAACCGCGGCCGGUUGCACGCUUCGGUGCUGGCCAAUAUGUUUCAGGUCAUCUUUGACCUCCGGAAGCUCAACGUCUCUGGCAUCCUGAUGGGUGACAUCCCCGGUCCGCUGUUCUCCUUCGAGACAUCUCGCGUUUCGAGAAUCUCGAGGAGCUGGACCUGUCCAAGUUCAAGGCAAAUGAACGAUGCAACUCUGCACGCCCUGGAGGCAUUCCUCGCGCAGAAGCCGCUCCCGUGCGAGCCAGAGCAGUACGACCGCGCCGACUCGCGCAACAAGAGUCCCGUCAACCCGGCGUGCACUAUCCGUAAAAUUGCGCUCAACAACUGCAGCAUCAACGGCCGAGAGGCGGCCCGCCUCAUCCGAGCGCUUGGCAAGCACACCAACGCGCACCUGCACAUCAGCGGCAACCCGCUCGAGGACGGGAUCGAGGACCUGUGCCGGGCCAUAUCAUCGACACCGGGGCCAGCGGGCCUGCACAUGGACAUGAUCGAGUUCAGGGACGAGGCGAGCUUCGUGGCCCUAAUGAAGGCGCUGUCGGUGAGCCGGAACAUCUCAUUCCUGAGUCUGGCAGGGACGGCACCCAUACCGCCAGCCGAUGCGCCGUGUGGCGCCGAUGUGUGCGAGGCGCUGGAGGGUUUCUUCGCCAAGAACAGCAGCGUGAGAUUCCUGGACCUCUCCGGGUACAGCGGCAAGCUCGACGAGGGCCAGCUGGGCAAGGGGUUCGCCCGUGCCCUGAGGGGCCUGGCGUCCAACAGCACGCUGACGCACCUGAGGAUCCGCAACCAGAACCUGCACGACGACGUCGGCACGCUGGGCAGCGUGAUCCGGCUGAACAGCACGCUGAGGAUGGUGGACUGCCAGGACAACAGCUGGAACCUGACGAGCAUCCAGUUUCUGGCCAAGAGCCUCAAGCUCAACAGGAGCGUGGUGGAGUUCCCCUUCGAGCAGAGGGAGUACGACCGCGUCUGGCGGCGCGUGGCGGCCGACGUCAGGAGGCAGAGUGGGAUCAGCAAGGCGGCCAUGGCCGCGCAGAACGGCCAGGAGAACGCCCUGCGCGGCGCGCUCGACAAGCAGGUCCAGGAGCUCAAGGAGACGGUGCAGCGCAACCGCCUCGCCCUAGAGCUCAACUCGCCCUUCGUCAUCGACCACGAAGAAUCAUCCCACGCGGGCGGCGGGAGGGGUUGGCCCAGCCUCGAGCUCAAGAUCCCCAGCACCAACCAGUCGCGCCUACCGCCACACCUGACCGCCGCCAACCAGCAGCUUCUGCAGCCCGCGGCGACGGUGACGCCCAGCCCGGCGCGCCUGCUGGACCUGGACCUCGACGCGGACCUCAUGAGCACCCCCGUCGACCCGGAGAAGCAGCAGGUCCGCAGGGCGAUGCACCUGCACACGGUGCCUGCGACGGUGCGCUACGACGCCGUCGAGGUGGACCUCGACGUCGCUGCGCCCUACCACGUCGGCAGCGACGAGGGCAUUCUCGAGACGCCCCCCGGCGGCCUCAGCCCCAACGAGGGAAGCGCUGGUGCCGCCAGCCCCGAAGCCCCCGUGAGCCCACGCACGCCGCCGCCGCAGGCGGUGAUGAUGUCGCUUUUGCCGGACGCAGGCAAGGACUCGAGGACGCCGCCACCGCCUCCUGGUGGGCCCGGCCUGGCUAUCUCGGGGAACUCGCCCAGGGCGGUCGUGCCCGGGUUUGAUGUCGGGCCUUACUUUGGGGGCCAGAACUUUGUCGGUAGCAGGUUCAAGGUUGUCGGUGGGCUGGAAGCUCACAUGGAGGAGUAA
Messenger RNA from Diaporthe citri, 3801 nucleotides. RefSeq lists its product as uncharacterized. Lineage: Eukaryota; Fungi; Ascomycota; Sordariomycetes; Diaporthales; Diaporthaceae. The coding region runs from base 1 to 3801 and encodes 1266 amino acids. The record is from RefSeq and is a predicted model, not a curated record. The transcript has 5 exons.